Molecule: messenger RNA, 1213 nt
Organism: Drosophila arizonae
Lineage: Eukaryota; Metazoa; Arthropoda; Insecta; Diptera; Drosophilidae
Gene: beat-IIIa
Product: beaten path IIIa
Biological process (GO): motor neuron axon guidance
Source: RefSeq, a predicted model, not a curated record
CACCAACAGCAGCACCACCAUAGCCACAGCCACAAGCAACAGGCAGGCCAAGCUGUGAGCCUGGCCAAAAGGACAACAGCAACUACAACAACAACAACAACAGCAACGCAUUUGCAGCUUUGGUAUAUGCUACAUGUGAUAUUAGUGCUAAUCGAUAUAACCAGCUCGCUGACAAUGACCGAGGUGAAGAUACCCAAUCACAUAAUGCGGCUGAAGAGCGCGCUGCUCGGCUGCCGCUAUUCCCUGGACGGCGAGUCGCUCUACUCGGUCAAAUGGUAUAAGGAUGGCCACGAGAUCUACCGCUAUGUGCCGCGCGACAAGCCACCUGGACAGGCGUUUCCGCUGCCUGGCGUCAACAUCGAUUUGCGCAACUCCUCGGAUACGCAGGUAAUGCUACGACGCGUAACGCUCCAAAGUUCUGGCGUCUAUCGCUGCGAGGUCUCCGGCGAGGCGCCCGCCUUCAACACCGUCUCCGAGUCGGAGACAAUGACCGUUGUGGUAACCCCGAAUCAUGGGCCAAAGAUAUCGGGAGGGCAGCCGCGCUACCAAAUCGGCGACAUUGUGCGCGUCAAUUGCACCUCGGCACCGUCGAAGCCCGUUUGCCACCUGAGCUGGCUAAUCAAUGGGGAGCCGGCGCAGAAGCAGCAUCUGAAGCAGUACGACAAGAUUGUGAUGAAUCGAGAUGGCCUGGAGAUGGCGCGCCUGGGCUUGGAGUUUCGAGUGCGUGCAUUUCACUUCAAGAAUGGCGAUAUGAAGCUUAAGUGCGUGGCCAAGAUCAGCUCGCUCUACUGGCAGAGCAACGAGGAGAGCGUCGAGAGCGAUCGCCAGCAGCGAGCACCGGCCCUCGAGUCACGCGAGACCGUGGCAGCCAAGUCGAGUACAAUUGGUGCCGCUGCCUCGAGACACCCCUCGCAUCUCAUCUCGCUGCUGCCAGCGGUGCUGCUGCUCUUCGGCGUCGUUGGAUCUUGGAGCUGGCCACCCGAGUGUGCAGGAAGUUAACUAGGCACAGUAGACACUCGCAUAGCUGGCCACUUCCAUCUUGCUUAAGUGCAACAACUUGAUAUCAUGCGCAAGCCAACAAAAGUCAAGUGGAAAAAAAUUAAAGAAAAAAAAAUAAGCAAAAAUUAAACAUAUCCUAUGCCAAAUUUCAUAGAAAAAAACUGCGUAAAUUGCGCUAAAUAUAAAAAAGAAAACUUUCAUUCAAUCAAUGUGU